AAGACCAGCCUAAGGUUUCCAUAUAAAGCAUACAAUUUUUCCAUCAGGUUCAGCUUCUCUUUCUGUCCCAGCGGCUAAAAACACCCAAAAGAGGCGCUUUCUUUCUUUCUGUCACUGUGUGCUGCCUAGUCUUCUUGUAUAUUUUCAGCAAAGAAUUAAAAAGAUAGAAACCCUACAAUUGUUGAAGAACAAGAAAGAGAUGGGGAGAGGGAAGAUUGUGAUCCGAAGGAUUGACAAUUCGACGAGCAGGCAGGUGACUUUUUCCAAGAGAAGAAACGGCUUGCUUAAGAAGGCCAAGGAACUUUCUAUCCUUUGCGACGCUGAGGUCGGAUUGAUUAUCUUCUCCAGCACCGGCAAGCUCUAUGAUUAUGCAAGCUCCAGCAUGAAAUCUGUAAUCGACCAUUACAACAAAUUGAAAGAGGAACAUCACCAUCUGCUGAAUCCAGCUUCGGAGGUCAAGUUUUGGCAGAGGGAGGCGGCAAGCUUGAGACAACAACUUCAGUACUUGCAAGAAUGCCACAGACAAUUGAUGGGGGAAGAACUUUCUGGAUUGGGUGUCAAAGAUCUACAAAACCUGGAAAACCAACUGGAAAUGAGUUUAAAAGGUGUCCGCAUGAAAAAGGAUCAAAUAUUAAAUGAUGAAAUAAAAGAACUAAACCGGAAGGGAAAUCUUGUUCAUCAGGAGAAUAUAGAACUCUAUAAGAAGGUAGACCUUAUGCGUAAAGAAAAUUUGGAGCUGAAAGAAAAGGUGUAUGGAACUAGUGAUGGAAAUGAAGGAAACAGAAGUCUGCAUUCUCCAUAUACUAUCACCAAUGGAUAUGAAGUACACCCCCCCAUCCACCUCCAGCUAAGCCAGCCGCAACCUCAGCAAAACGAAACACCGCAUAAAGCUAUGAAACUAGGGUAUUUUCCCUUAAAAAAAUAAA
Ziziphus jujuba (common jujube) is the source of this 926-nucleotide messenger RNA. Its product is annotated as MADS-box transcription factor 23. Gene Ontology annotation, cellular component: nucleus. The record is from RefSeq and is a predicted model, not a curated record. The coding region runs from base 200 to 925 and encodes 241 amino acids. Gene Ontology annotation, molecular function: protein dimerization activity; DNA-binding transcription factor activity, RNA polymerase II-specific; RNA polymerase II cis-regulatory region sequence-specific DNA binding. Lineage: Eukaryota; Viridiplantae; Streptophyta; Magnoliopsida; Rosales; Rhamnaceae. The transcript is spliced from 8 exons. Gene Ontology annotation, biological process: positive regulation of transcription by RNA polymerase II.